Molecule: messenger RNA, 2303 nt
Organism: Salvia miltiorrhiza (redroot sage)
Lineage: Eukaryota; Viridiplantae; Streptophyta; Magnoliopsida; Lamiales; Lamiaceae
Product: phosphatidylinositol/phosphatidylcholine transfer protein SFH12-like
Exons: 14
Coding region: 186-2042 (618 amino acids)
Source: RefSeq, a predicted model, not a curated record
CUCCCCUUGCCUUCUCUCUCUAACUCCUCUCUCUCACUGGUGAAUAUUUUCUUCCUUCUUUUACUCUUUCCCUUUUUUUCCGUGUCUCUCACUUUCUCGUCUUCCUUAGAAACAAAAAAACACCCCUCUUCCGUUUUGAUUUCUGUUGCUGUCUAACUUGAUCAAGCUUGUGAGCUGCAAUCGAGAUGUCGGGACAUUUAGAUCGCCCCUCGGAUCAAAGCCCCGAGAAGAAUGAUGUGGAUAAUCUUGAUGAUGAGAAGAAAACUAGGAUCGGGUCCCUCAAGAAGGCGGCAAUCACUGCCUCUAACAAGUUUAGGGACUCAAUUUCUAGAAGGGGCAGGCGGAGCAGCAGAGUCAUGUCCGUUGUGCUCGAGGACGAGCAUGAUGCUGAGGAGGCGCAGUCCGUGGAUGCAUUUCGCCAGGCGCUUAUUCUAGAGGAGUUACUCCCUGCAAAACACGAUGACUUUCAUUUGCUACUGAGGUUCUUAAAGGCCAGGAAGUUUGAUAUCGAUAAAUCAAAGCAAAUGUGGUCCGACAUGCUUCAAUGGAGGAAGGACUUUGGUUCCGACACCAUUAUGGAGGAUUUCGAGUUUUCUGAGAAAGAGGAGGUCGUUAAAUACUACCCACAAGGGCAUCAUGGGGUCGACAAGGAGGGCAGGCCGGUCUACAUUGAGAGGCUCGGUAUGGUUGAUUCGACCAAGCUCAUGCAGGUCACCUCGAUGGAACGCUACCUAAAAUACCAUGUUCAGGAGUUCGAGAGGACCUUCAUCGACAAGUUUCCGGCCUGCUCCAUUUCAGCCAAGAAGCAUAUAGACCAAAGCACAACUAUUUUGGAUGUCCAAGGAGUGGGGCUGAAAAGUUUCACCAAGUCCGCGAGGGAGCUCGUUCAGAGCCUUCAGAAGAUCGAUGGUGAUAACUACCCUGAGACCUUAUUCCAAAUGUAUAUUAUCAAUGCUGGAUCGGGCUUUAGGCUCUUAUGGAACACUGUCAAGUCAUUCCUCGAUCCAAAGACCACUGCGAAGAUCCACGUGCUUGGUAACAAAUUCCAGAGCAAGUUGCUUGAAGUCAUUGAUGCAAGUGAGCUACCAGAGUUCUUGGGCGGGACGUGCGCCUGCGCUGACAAGGGUGGUUGUCUGGUCUCCGAUAGGGGCCCUUGGAACGACCCCGAAAUAAUGAAGAUGGUGCGCAAUGGAGACCACAAAUGCGCGUACAGACGUUCCUCCUCGUCUGUGGAUGAGAAAAUGAUUUCAGAGGAUGAGAAUGGUAAUAAGUCCAAGAAAAGCAUGUCUUUCAACAUGAGGGACGAGUCUCCAAGAUCUACUGCUUCGAGUGACAGUAUUCCGCAGCCACAGCAGCAGCAGCAGCUCCCUGCUCCUGCUGAAGAGGUAGCUGAAUCCCAACCCCAACCCCAACCCCUACCUCAACCUCAUCCCUACCCCCAAUCCCAUCCCCGCCCCGAUCCCAUCCCACAAGAGCAAGACCAAUACGUUCACAUGGUUGAGAAGACCAUUGCAGCCUGGCCAAAAGCAAACAAACAACAAGACAGUCUCAUGCUUGUCAAAGACUUUUUCCCGGGCAUCAAUGCUUGCAAGAACGCUGAUGGCUUCAGCAACCAAAUCUUCACCGGAGUGCUGACAUUCGUCAUGGGCGUCGUCACCAUGGUCCGUAUGACACGCAACAUGCCUAGGAGACUCACGGACGCCACCCUCUACUCUAGCUCCAUGCGUAGCGUUGAUGACAUGAUGAAAACUCGGCCACCUGUCUACGAGUCCCCAGAGGCGGCCGUCUCCAGGGCCGACUACUUGAUCAUGAUGAAGCGCAUGAACGAGUUGGAGGAGAAGAUGAGCAUAGUCUGCCAGAAGCCCCCGACUAUGGCACCCGAAAAAGAGGAGAUGCUAAACAACGCCUUGACUCGUAUUGAUGCAUUAGAGCAAGACCUUCAAGAAGCCAAAAAGUCUCUCGAGCAAUCUCUCUCGCAACAAGAGGAGCUCCUCGCUUACAUCGAGAAAAAGAAGAAGAAGAAGAAGUUCUUCGCUUUCUAACUCCAGAAACUGUGAGUAUAACAAAUUGUAUUCUUGUUCUUGUAUGAUACGAGCUCCUGAACAAGGUGUUUGCUAUUUUAUUUCAUUUUAGGUAGAUUUAUUUCCUAUCUUUUUUGUAAAUAAAAUCUUGUUUGGUGUUUAUAUCAUUGUAAACAAAGUAGCUGCUUUAGUCCUUGGCUGGCAAUCAGUUUCUUGGCUACAUUUCAAACUGUAAUUGUUUUCAAUAAAUGUUUGGGUUGUCUGAAAUGGCCCCAGUUUUCA